This is a messenger RNA of Malus domestica (apple), 1630 nucleotides long. RefSeq lists its product as uncharacterized. Gene Ontology annotation, cellular component: catalytic step 2 spliceosome. The record is from RefSeq and is a predicted model, not a curated record. NCBI's taxonomy places the organism in Eukaryota, Viridiplantae, Streptophyta, Magnoliopsida, Rosales, Rosaceae.
AUGUUUUCAGUAGAGUGCCAAAGAAUUUGGGGAAAGCAAAACGAGACUCGCGUCGAGGGCUUUGGUGAAUUCUUCCUCUUCUUCUUCGACUCAUGGGAACCGCCACAGUUGAGAAAACUCAGGAGGAGCUCCGUAAGGAGAUCGAUGAACUCCAACGCCAACAGCGCGAGAUUACAGAACGGCUUCGAGACCCUAGGGGACUCCGGAAGGGAGGCUUGGUGGCAGCUGGUCCUCGCAAUUUUGCCGGCAAUGGUGCUCGACCGCGUGGAUUUGCACGACCGGCAGAUAGAGCUGAUGCAGAGGAUCAACGUCCAGCAAAACGCCGGCUUUCGUCAGCGGUUGUCAAGGUGGAGGAUGGAGAAAUCACUGAAACUGCUGAAGAUGCCAAGGAUGUGAAGACGAAUGAUUCAGCUGUUGAAGGUACGGAUGAUCAGAGUGAUAGGAAGUUGGCGAAUUCCCAACAAAGUGGCUGGUCAAGGAGGGAAGGAAAUCAUGGAGCAGCAAAGAAGGAUUUUGAAAUUCCAACAGCAGAUCAUGUUCCGAGAGUAUUGCCAAAAGAACAAGACCCCAGCUUGGUUAAUAGGAACAAAAGAAUGCUAGGACAACUUUUGGGGACUCUAGAGAAAUUCAGGAAAGAAGACUUGCAACUUUCAGCGACAGAGGGAUUCAUGCGGAGAUCAAAUUCUUUACAGAGAGCUGAGCAAAGAGCACGAGAAGAAAGUGAAAGACUGAGGCAACAAGAGCGUGAACAAAUUGCGGAAAAGCGGAGGAGAGAUCUGACUCUUCGGGCACGUGUUAAUGCCAAGACGGAAGAAAAGAAAUUGGAACUUCUUUUUCUUCAGUGGAGUGAGCAUAAUAAAAGACUUGGGAAUUUUAUAAGGACUAAAACAGAGCCUCCAAUAUAUUAUCUCCCCAAGAAAUCAUUAGAGGAUGCUGCGCUAACUGAGCAGCAAAAAGAAAAGGAGUUUCUAGCAUGGAAAGCUGCACGAAGGGAAGAACUGACCGAAUAUCAGAAGCAGAUUGGGGAGCAGUAUACUGCCAAUGUUGAAAAGGAGUUAGAGAGGUGGCAAAAUGCAAGGACACCAAGGAAAGCGAACAACGAUGUCAUGAACUUACAGGAAACAAUGGACAAAGAAUUAGACACGCACAGGCUUGAGCAUGGUCCCAAGAAAAGAACGAUCCCUGAUGGAAGCAACGACGAAGAUGAGGAUGAUGUGGAAGAUAUUAAUGUAGCAGAGGACGACAUGAUUGAUGAUGUGCUCGACGUUGAUGAUAACAGUCGAAGGGGUGAUGAAAUAGCUAAACCGGACGCAGGUAAUACUAGUCCAAACGCAGAUACAGUUGAGUAGUGGUGAGAUUAAAGCCACCGGUCACACCUGUUCUUUAACCCGAGUCUCCUAGGAAUACUUUGUUUCUACAGUUGAUUUACUUAGCCUUCUGUCGGACAGUUUUCUUGGUGUCUAUAUAUGUUUUGUGUUUUUCGAGUGAACUUAUUUUUCAUCCUUUUCGCUUCGUAUCUGUAGUUUAUAUAUUGCUUUUUUUGCUACAAUGACAUUUACAAUACGAGGUAAAUGAUUUGUGUAAUUUACGCAAACAGUCUUGUCACAAUAAUGCGGUAUCAAUUCCAUCA